Parus major (Great Tit) is the source of this 5483-nucleotide messenger RNA. RefSeq names its product leucine rich repeats and transmembrane domains 2 (gene LRTM2). The transcript has 4 exons. Gene Ontology annotation, cellular component: membrane. The record is from RefSeq and is a predicted model, not a curated record. Gene Ontology annotation, biological process: regulation of presynapse assembly; axonogenesis; positive regulation of synapse assembly. Lineage: Eukaryota; Metazoa; Chordata; Aves; Passeriformes; Paridae. Bases 659 to 1771 code for a protein of 370 amino acids. Gene Ontology annotation, molecular function: protein binding.
UGACCAAUCUAGCUCCCGAGGGGCUGUGGGGAGCUCCUCCCGCCCUGGCACCUCCUCACCCCUCCUGGAGCCCCCCGGAGCCCGGAGAGCGAUGGCAGCGAGGGAGGGAUGAGGGAGAGAGAGGGACUGACUGCAGCUGCCCUUUCUGCAGGAUGCAGUGAGAGGGAUGAACACCUCCCGAGCUCCUUCCUCUGGCUGUUCGGGAGCAGAUCCUGCCUGCCUGGCGGGGUGACUCCCCUGCGCUGUCUGUGCGCGUUCCCGUGCCGCUGCCAUCGCAGAUGUACCCCCAGCUGCCACUUCACCGCGCACAGUCGCUCCCUCUCCCGCCUCUCUCUCUCCUUCUCUCUCCCCCUGUUUAUUAUUUACGGAGGAUUACAGUCCCUUUCCCACGCUGUCACCUCGCUGCGCGGCUCCCCUGCCCUCCAGCCUGCCUAGGGAGGGCUCCUGCCAGCUAGGGUCCGCCGAGAGCCACUUUCUGCUGGAUUUGCUUUGGGAUUGUACCGGCUUCAGAGAGCUGGGAGAGCUGCCAUUCCCACAGGAGGGUCCAUUCCAGCCUGAGAGGGGACCUGGCAGGCACGCUACAAGGUCAUUCCCUCUCCCCCUGGGGCCGUGUGCCAGGCUGGCUGUUGGAUGUGAAGACACGCUGGAGAAGACCACAAUGCUGCCUACAAGUGCUGGCCACCGGUGGAGGAGCAGGUUCCUCAUGAGGUGGCAGGAGGCUUGUCUGCUUGGCUGCUGGCUCUCACUGUGUGCUGCUGAGUCCUUCUUUGCUUGUCCAUCCUCCUGCAAGUGUAACAGUGGCAACCUGGAAGUGGACUGUAGUGGCUUGGGCCUCUCUUCCAUUCCCUCAGACAUCCCCACAAACACCAGGACCUUCCUCUUUCUCAACAACAAACUCAGCAUCCUGCCAGGAGCAGUGUUUUCCAACCUCUCUGCUCUGCAGAGGCUGGAUCUAUCCAACAACUUCUUGGACCAGCUCCCUCAGAACAUCUUCAGUGACCUGGGGAACCUCACAGAGCUCCAGCUGAGGAACAACAGCAUCCGGGCCUUGGACAAGGACCUGCUGCAGCACACGGCCCUGCUGCGCCAGCUGGACCUCUCCAUCAACGGCUUGGCCCAGAUCCCUUCGGGCAUCUUCGACGACCUGCCUGCUCUCCGCUCCCUCUCCCUCAGGUCCAAUCGCCUGCAGAGCCUGGACAGGGUGACCUUUGAGCCUCUAACCAGCCUGCAGCAGCUCCAGGUUGGGGAUAACCCCUGGGAGUGCGACUGCAACCUCCGAGACUUCAAGCACUGGAUGGAGUGGUUCUCCUACCGAGGUGGGAAAAUCGACCAGCUGGCCUGCACCUUGCCCAAGGAGCUGAAAGGAAAGGACAUGCGAAUGGUGCCCAUGGAGAUGUUCAACUACUGCUCCCAGCUGGAUGACGAGAACAGCUCCACAGUGCUGGACAAUACUGGCCCACCUUGCACUAAAGGAAGCCCUGCUCCUUCCAAAUCUAAAUCAGGCCCAGAAACAGAAGUGGAGCCCAGUGUGGGAUGCCCUCAGAAACAGCGGUACAGGCCUGUGAGCGUGCGCCGGGCCAUUGGCACUGUGAUCAUUGCGGGCGUGGUUUGUGGCAUCGUUUGCAUCAUGAUGGUGGUGGCUGCUGCCUAUGGCUGCAUCUACGCCUCCCUCAUGGCCAAGUACCACCGGGAGCUGAAGAAGAGGCAGCCGCUCAUGGGGGACACAGAAGGAGAACAUGAAGAACAAAAACAAAUCUCUUCUGUGGCGUGAAACCGUUCUAGGAAGGAAGGGACAGCGAUGAAAAAAGGUACCUGAGAGCAGUCAAGCAUGGGGUCCUCCCAAAAUACAUCUUCCCAGACAGACUGUGCUAUUGCUCCACUCACCCAAGUAGUACAACAUGCUUCUGGGGGGUCAGGGCACCUGGCUCAAUUUCUUUUCCUCUGCCCCAGGCCCAUUUUGUGCCCUUUCACCCUUGGGCCCUCCCAGACAAAUAAAGUAGAGUCAGACCUCGAGUGCUUGCUGUGCCUCAUGCCCUUGCACAGAGCUUCCCUCACAUGCCUGCUGCAAAGGCAGCUGGCACCUUCUGGGAACCUGUGUCAUCCUCUCAGCUUUGGCCCCGAGUCGUCCUGUAUCCUGUCGAGAGCUGUCUGCAAACAGAGAGCAGCUGUGUGAAAGCCCACGUGGGGAGCAGGACACCACAGGUGUCCAUGCCUCACCCUUAGGUCACUGCUGUUGUGUGACACUAAGUUGCUGCCUACCCUACAAAUCAGUGCUGCCAAGAUUACAUCAGCAGGGAGGCAAGGUCCCUACGGUAGGGCAACAGUCAGUGGGAGACUUCCCUCCUCACUUUUAGAGGUGGAAGGAUACCUGGAUCACCCUAACACGCUGCCAGGGAGCACAGUGCCCCUCUUUUUGCCUCCUGGCCAAGUCCAAACCUUUGAGCUGACACACGUGUCACCUGCUGCAGGUGCACAGGCACAGAGCCAUCCUCCUGUACACACACACACACACUGACUCCUGAUCCCGACACGCACACACAGAGCCAGCCCCGGUUCCAGGCAUCCAGGCACCCCACCUGCACAUGCAGAGCUGCCACUCAUGCCCAUGCUGACCUGCCCUCUGCAUGCAGCCAUGGAUACAUCCAGCCACUUUACCUUACCCUCAUCAUAGUAGUGCGUAUCACCUUCUGCUUCAGACAAAAAACAUGCACACGCCACUGAGGAGUAACAAACACAUCUCAGCCAUAGUGCAGAGCCAGUGGGAACUGGCAGGAGAGGAUGGAGAGAGGAAAAGUUACUGAGAUUACAGCACCAGCCUGUGGAAAUAAGUACACAGCAUGAAAAAAAAAAAAAGAAGGUGCAUUCUUAUCUAUUUUAUGUCUUCUCUAAUAAAUGGAGAGGGAAAGGAUGUGAAGCCUCCAUUUAGACACGUUUGAUUGGCAGAUCAGAAGUGGGUCAUCAGGAAAGACUAGAGGAGGAGGUGGCUUACCAGGAGUGUAAGCCCUGCUGAGUAGUGUGAGCCUAGGAGAAGGUGUCAGGGGAAGAAGUCACACAACCCAGGAGCUGCCAUGGCUGGCACAGGGGCCAGCACGGCGUGUGGAACAGGGUGAUACAGCCGGGGUGACCAAAAGGAGUGGGCAGAGCUCUGGAGGGUCUUGAGGUGAAGGCUGGAAGUUGGAGCACAGCGUGGCACGUGUGGGAGAGCCCAGGAAGGCAGCAGGGCCCACAUGCACUCCCUUCACCAUCACUGAGGUGUCCAGUGACACCUGCAGCUGCGCCCCAGUGUGCCACACACACUGCCGCUGUCACGUAGGGUGACUUCCCCCAACCAGGUUUUAAAGCCCUCAGACUGCAGUGCCUCCUAUUAGUCUUAGCUCAUUCUGACCUGACAGGGUAAAAAAAAAAAAAAAAAAAGUGAGAGGAGAAAAAAAAAUAUGAAAGGAACUCAACAUAAGGACUCAUUUUGUAUCACUGGAAGUGGGAUAAAAUGCUGUCUCCAGGGGAGAGCGCGCAUUGCCAUGGUAACCUGCUCUAACCCGUCACAGUGGGUAUUCCUGGGCGAGGAGGAUGACACCAGAGGUCGUGCAUCCACAGUGCCUGUGGAUGGUGUGAUCCCUGCCAUCAGGAAAGAAGCUGGCAGCCAGCCCAGCUUCACGGGGUGUUUCACUAGAACCUGUGCUCGGAGCCCUGCGAGCUCUGCAGGUGGACCCUGCCAGGGCACGUCACCUCUCCCACCUGCUCCAUCUGAAUCCCAGUGCCGUUGGAUGUCUCCCAGCCCCCUGCUCGCUGUGAUGGGAUCCCUGUGGAAGUGAUGCACGCCGGCUCCUCGCUCCUUCUGCUCCCAGACAGGGGGCUGAACCCACCCGUGGGCACGCGACAUCCUUAAUCAAAGCCUGGAGUGGCAAAAUCCCUCCUGGUCUACCCAGGGCCAGCAGAGCCCAGGAGGCAGGAUGCUCUGGACUGUUUUAGCGUGACUUCCCUUCAACACAGGGAUGCAUGGGGCAGAGGAGGAUGUUCUUCAGGGAAGCAGAAGACCAGGCUGCCACGGAGGAAGAACUGGGAGAAGCAGUCAGCCCACCCACCAGUGUGCGCACACGCUUUCCCCCCGCUUCCAGCACACCGGGGGGAAGAGGAAGAGAAGGAGGGGGGCUGGUGAAAUGUGAGGAGGAAGGACUCUUCCCCCAUGCACUGUACAGCCACUCCAAGCAUCCCAUCUGCUCCAAGUGUAGCCCGCUCUGAAGGGCAGAACUGGUGCACUGCAGACUCCAUGUGCGUGUUACUGCUGCUCCACAUUCCCAGCAAGCCAGGACCAGACUCUGCCUGCUGGAUCCAAACCUCUCCCCAACCUCCCUCUCAGGGGAACCUCUCCCUUUACCAUACUGGACUCCGCAAUCAUACUUGAAAUGGGACUUGAGUCAGAGUGGUAUAUUUAUAGAUCUAUAUUUUACUUGCAUCAAAUAAUGGUGACAUAUUGCACAAAACAAAUGGGAUCUAUAUAUGUGUGUGUGUGUGUGUGUGUGUGUGUGUGUGUGUGUGUGUGUGAGAGAGAGAGAGAUAAGAGAGAGACUGUUUUUAAGGGAAUAGACUAGAGGUGAAAUGAAAUGGGAAGAAGGUAGGGGACAAUGCAGGGGUUGAGGGUGUGAAACCCUCCUUUCCCUGCACCUUCCCUGUGACUUCCUCCUGCCCUGACCAAUUUUAAUUUGUUGCUAAUAACAUUUUCUAUAUUCUGUGUUGUGGGGCUGGUGAUGACCUUGCCCAUCCUUUCCUUUUUUUUUUUGUUUUAAUUUAUACGACAGAAAGUCUGGAUUUAUCUCAACCCUAGACAAGGGACUGCUAUGUUUAGAAAGCCACCCAGGAAAGGAGAAGACAGGAAAGGGGAGAGCUGAGUGUUGCUGGGAAACACGAAGGCUGGCUAUGAGGAGUCCCUCUGGAAAGCAAAUACUGUGUUUGGCAGGAUGAGGACCUGUCCUUUUGCGUGCGGAGAAGAGCAGCAGGGCUCAGGGGGAAGUGCCCUCUUCACGGCACCGCUUCCAAACGGGCUGUCUCUCCUCUCCCCAGCACACCUGGAGAUCAGGCUGCCCUGCUGUGACCUGGUGUGUGGGGAGCUGCAGGCUUGGGGGAUCCCCCUGGAUGCACCCUUUGCUGCAGGCAGCUGCUCCAGGGACACGUGUGGGUGCCUGCCCUCAGGAAAGGGUCUUCUGGGGCCAGCAGGUCCCUCACAGGUAGGGCCACCAGGAACAGCCCUCCUGCUCCCCUUCCCCACACACCCACCUGUGGGACAGGCAGGCACAUCCCUUGCAGGGAACAGAUGGCACUUGUCAUUCCUUUUUUCUUUUUUGUUACCGUUUGAUGGAGAGCGACAAGAUUUUCUAAAAUGAUUGAAUGGAGGUUUCUUUGGCAUGAGACAGAAAAUUUUUAAAGGUAUAUUAUAUUUCUGGCUUGUUGUUACAGAAUAAUAAUAAAGAAUGUAUUUUCCUAUGCUC